CUCUGAAGUGCGCAAUCUCUCUUCUCCUUUCCCCUGCUGUUCUGUCCACCCCUCUCCCUUUCUAGCCUUCCUGCUCCUCUCACACUUCGAAAAUUUGUGUAAGUUUGUCAAUCCAGUAAAUUCUUGUCAACUUGCUACAGAGGUCGAAAUGGCUGACCGCACCGUUCCUCACGCCUACCCAAUGAGUAUGGAUUACGAGAUGUGUUCUCCCCCUCGAAUCUAUGAUCAGAACUUUGCAGAAGCACUGAGUCCCAAGGACCUUUUGGCCCCUGUCCUAUACCAUGGUUAUUACAUCCGUCCCCGCAUCAACAAGCAGCUUGAGCGGGGCUACUCUCAGGUAGAAAGUGAAGAUGACUGGUAUCGAGUUUUGCUGGACGUGUGCCAGUUCACACCGGAUGAGAUCAGUGUGCGAACAGUGGACAACCUUUUGGAGGUCACUGGGCGGCACGCUCAGAGAAUGGACCAGCAUGGCUUUGUGAGUCGUGAGUUUACCCGCACCUAUAUCUUGCCCAUGGGUGUGGAUCCACUGCUGGUGCAGGUGUCUCUCUCACAUGAUGGGAUACUUUGUAUCCAGGCUCCACGAAAAACUGAGGACCUGGAGCCUAAAAUCAAUAAGCUUAAGAUUAAAGUGGACAAGAAGGAAAGCGAAAGUUAAUCAAAUGGACCCACAUGUUAAGCAGGCCCACAUGGAAUCCUGCAGAACUCUGUAGAAAAGUCUAUGGAGUUGCCCGACACUUACGUGCUCAUUUAUUAAAUAUUUUGGAUAUUUUGAAUCAUAUGAAGUUCUCUCACUUCUGUUCUCCCAUAGUUUGUUAAAAUGCAUUCCACAGAAUUCUGCUGAUUCCCAACCAAAAUUAGUGCAGAAAAAGUCUACAGAUUCCUUCUGGGUCUGUAUAUACACUACAGGUCAAAUGUUUGGAAUAAUUAAGAUUUUUAAAAUGUUUUUUUUUUUUUUUUUUUUUUGAAAU
This is a messenger RNA of Labeo rohita (rohu), 968 nucleotides long. It is a transcript of the gene hspb2, whose product is annotated as heat shock protein, alpha-crystallin-related, b2. Gene Ontology annotation, molecular function: structural constituent of eye lens; protein folding chaperone. The transcript has 2 exons. The record is from RefSeq and is a predicted model, not a curated record. Lineage: Eukaryota; Metazoa; Chordata; Actinopteri; Cypriniformes; Cyprinidae. The coding region runs from base 149 to 655 and encodes 168 amino acids. Gene Ontology annotation, biological process: protein refolding; response to heat.